Messenger RNA from Balaenoptera musculus (blue whale), 4494 nucleotides. RefSeq names its product golgi reassembly stacking protein 2 (gene GORASP2). Lineage: Eukaryota; Metazoa; Chordata; Mammalia; Artiodactyla; Balaenopteridae. Gene Ontology annotation, cellular component: Golgi apparatus. Gene Ontology annotation, molecular function: protein binding. Gene Ontology annotation, biological process: Golgi organization. The record is from RefSeq and is a predicted model, not a curated record. The transcript has 10 exons. The coding region runs from base 162 to 1523 and encodes 453 amino acids.
GGCUGCCGCGGCGACGAUCUCCCAGCGGGCAGUGCGGCCGGGCUCUCCUGAGGCUGCGAGUGCCACGUCCCAAGUGCUACGCGGAGGAGCGGAGAGGGCGGUGCGCGAGGGGGCGGGGAGCAGCGCGGAGCCCGGCCUGGCCACACUGAUCGCCCGCCGCCAUGGGCUCCUCGCAGAGCGUCGAGAUCCCAGGCGGGGGCACGGAAGGCUACCACGUCCUGCGGGUACAAGAAAAUUCCCCAGGACAUAGAGCUGGACUGGAGCCAUUCUUUGACUUUAUUGUUUCUAUUAAUGGUUCGAGAUUAAAUAAAGACAAUGAUACUCUUAAGGAUCUACUGAAAGCAAAUGUUGAAAAGCCUGUAAAAAUGCUUAUCUACAGUAGUAAAACACUGGAGUUGCGAGAGACCUCAGUCACACCAAGUAACAUGUGGGGUGGCCAGGGCUUGUUGGGAGUGAGCAUUCGUUUCUGCAGCUUUGAUGGGGCAAAUGAAAACGUUUGGCAUGUGUUGGAAGUGGAAUCAAAUUCUCCUGCAGCACUGGCAGGUCUUAGACCUCACAGUGAUUAUAUCAUUGGAGCAGAUAUGGUCAUGAAUGAGUCUGAAGAUCUGUUCAGCCUUAUUGAAACACAUGAAGCAAAACCAUUGAAACUUUAUGUGUAUAAUACAGACACUGAUAACUGUCGAGAAGUGAUUAUUACACCAAAUUCUGCAUGGGGUGGAGAAGGCAGCCUAGGAUGUGGCAUUGGAUAUGGUUAUUUGCAUCGAAUACCUACACGCCCAUUUGAAGAAGGAAAGAAAAUUUCUCUUCCAGGACAGAUGACUGGUACACCUAUUACUCCUCUUAAAGAUGGAUUUAUGGAGGUCCAGCUGUCCUCAGUUAAUCCCCCGUCUUUGUCAUCACCAGGAACUACAGAAAUUGAACAGAGUCUGUCUGGACUUUCUAUUAGCUCAACUCCACCAGCUGUCAGUAAUGUUCUCAGUACAGGUGUACCAACAGUACCAUUAUUGCCACCACAAGUAAACCAGUCCCUCACUUCUGUGCCGCCAAUGAACCCAGCUACUACAUUACCAGGUCUGAUGCCUUUACCAGCAGGACUGCCAAACCUCCCUGCCCUCCCCAAUCUCAACCUCCCUGCCCCGCACGUCGUGCCAGGUGUCAGCUUACCAGAGCUCAUGAACCCGGGUUUGCCACCUCUUCCUUCCCUGCCUCCCCAAAACUUACCUGGCCUUGCAUCUCUCCCCAUGCCAUCCGAGUUCCUCCCGUCAUUCCCUUUGGUUCCAGAGGUCUCUUCCGCAGCAGGCUCCACAGAGCUGCUGUCCUCUCUCCCACCCACCGGCAGCCCACCCUCCGACCCUGUCCCGACCACUGCAAGGGCAGAUGCCGCGUCCGCACUCACCGUGGGUGUGACGCCCCCCACUCCCAAGGCCCCGGCCACUGUUGAGGACAGAGUCGGCGAAUCCAUCCCAGCCAGCAAGAAGCCUGUCUCUGCGGUCACGGAUGCAAAUGCCUCUGAGUCACCUUAGCUUUGGACCGGCCUUCGGAAUUGGCGUGGUGUGCUUAUUUCACCACAGGAGUGUGUCUGGAAAUGCAAACUAUCGUUAAUUUCAUACUAGUUUGUACCGUAUCUGUAAGCAUCCUGUAAAUAAUUCUAAGGGGAAAACUAAGCAAGAGGACGUGGGUUUGUAUCCUGCCAAGUGGGGGUGGGGCUCAUGGGCCGGGGAGGGAAAUGUCAGGAAGUGCUUGUAUUUUAAAACAACCAAAAAGAAUUGUAAGGGUGGCUUGCUGCCAGGUUUCCACUGCCAUUCUUGGGGGCGUCCGUCCUUGGGAAAGGUGGUGACAGGGUGUCUGCUAGGCCCCCUGUCCUCCUGCUGCUCCUUCUGUAAGAAAAUGAAAUACUUUAUGCCUAAUACCCACACGCAACAUUUCUUGUAUUUUGUAAAUCAUUUGCGAGAAUGCAGACCACCUCAGUAAACCGUGAAAGGAAAAGAUAUUUUACUUUUUGGUCUCUGAGAGUCAUAUCUCUAUUAAGGUUUACAUGAAAAUUCCAAUGAAAGAUGUUGUUAAAGUUACACUAUGUGCACUAUUAAUUGAACAUCUUUUUAUUCAGCCUAUACACAGAUCUUUGUUUUGAGCUCUCAAAAGUACUCAGACAACAUUUUGUAACUGCUGCCGUUGUUAUACGUCCACCAAAAAAUGGCAUUUAAAAAGAAAUAAAGAUGUUGCACAGUUUUAAACCAGAAGGUGGCACUUUGUAGCUACUUAUAAUAUUAUAGCUAUACUGGGAAGCAUAGAUACAGCAAUAAAUUACAGUAGUUUUGCUUUUCUUCUUGUGGUACAUUUAAAUUACAACUCCUGACUGCCAUGGUGCGUUCGUUCCUCUCCAGUGCAUCACACUGCGUUCAUGUAAUUUUUCAUGUCUGACGUUUGCUGUCUCCUGAAUUUUCUAAGAGAUGGUAAGUUAUGUGGAAUUGAUUUAUUGAAUGAAAUUAAAUGCAUAUUAUAUCUCUGUUUUUUAAAUAAGAUGAAAGAUUGAUCGGUUAUUGACCUGGCACUAGCAUGAAUGUUGCCAGGGGAGCAGCGCGCGGAACUGGUCUGUGAUCACUAGCUGGGAACUAGAGUUAUCAGCGCCCACCCGGUGCCAGCCAGUUUCUAGGAUAGGUCCAUUUCUGGAGCCAGGUUUAUACUUAAAGCUAAAUGAUAAAAGAAGGCUCCACCUCUAAUCAUAGCUCCUUCUGUUUGCAUUAUAAAUAUUUCUAGAAUAGUUCUCUCAGUUAACAAUCCUGUUUUUUGAAAUGGAGCUUAUAACAGGUAGGGAAAAUAUUCACAAGCAUAACUUAAAUGUUACAACUUUUUACUUUCCAGGAUAGGAAAAGUUGAGUUGUUAUUACUUUCUAAAAGAUGUUCAUAUUUUUUAAAAAUGUUAAGGAGAUACUUAAUGGAAAGCAAGUAAGUAAUUUUUAAGCUUUAAAGACAGUUUCUUUAACAGCAGUUUUUCCAGUGCAGUGAUUCUUAACUCUUGUGAGGUCACAGUUCUCAUCUGAGGAUGACAGCAGCCCUGAUGACAUCUUCCCAGAAGAAUGUCUAUAAGCAUAUAAAAAAUACUAAGCUCUGGGGAGAGAGAGGGAUUCUUAGUACUCACUUGGAAGAUGGGCACAGACUUGGCCCAGAUUGGCUCAUUGGAUCUUCCUGAGGUGGAAAACACUUAUUUUAGAUAUUCUCUGCUUCCUUCAGAAAAACCAGUUUCGGUGUUUAUAGACAGUAGCAUAUCCUGUACCAGGGGCCAGAAACACGGAUGUAAAAGAUAGUGUCCCUACCAGUAGACCACUCACUGUGGCCUUGUAGAGGGACAGCAUGGGUGGUCAGUGCUCAGGGCACUCGAGGAUAGCGCUCUAACCAUGGAGAUGUGCCCCGCAGUGAGGAUGGCAGUCAGAAUUAGCUUCGAACCCCUGGGUGGCUCAGUGUGCCUACGUUCACGUGAGAGGCACGAGGCAGUGACAGGGAGGGCGCUGGUUUGAAUAGGCCCGGUUAUCAGAACAGUUCUCAAUAUAACAGUGGUUUAAACAAGCAAGUUUAUUUUCUCUCCCAUGUUCAGAGUUGGAGGUGGUCUGGCUGAGGCAGGACCAGCCCUUGGCAAUGUCAGAGACCGCAGCUCCUGUCUUGUAGUUCUGCCUGGUGUGGUUUCCAUUUCCAAGGUCGUCACAUGGGCCCAGAUGGCAGCCAGAGCCUCCACCAUGCCCUCCUCGUUCCAGCCAGGAGAGAAGGGCCAGCCCCCCUCUUUGGGGGACAUUUCAGAGAAGUUUCACGCAGCACCUUGGCCUACAUUCUUCUGGCCAGUGUGGAGUUACAUGGCCACUUCUAGCUGAACGGGAGGCUGAGGAAUGAAGCCUAUGCUGUCGUGUACUGAGGAGGAAGAAGAGUGACUAGUGAGGCCCCGUGAGCAGCCCCCGCCGAGCCCUCACGUGGCCCCCGCACAGCACCUCCGUUUGCCCAAGACUCAAUGGAGCCAGAGGAGGCAGUUUGGCCAGGGUGCUGGGGCGGGAGCAGGAAGAUUUCUGAGAGAUGACAUUUGACAUGAAGAAUUAUUUAGGCAAAGGAGGGGCAGAGACCAUUUGAGGUUAGAAGAAUGAAUGGUGAGGAGUAGAGCGCACGGGGCCAGAUCCUGAGUGCCGGGCUGGGGCGUUGGAACUUUGUCUUAAAAACAGGAGUCACUGGAGGAUUUCCGUGCGGACAAGCUCAUCUGCAUUUGAGGAAGCCUGUCCGGCAGUGGAAGCUGGCGGGGCAGUCAGCCCUGAAAUGAGCGGAAAGGAGGGAGGAGCUUCAGAGCAGACGGAGGAGACUCGGGAGGCUGCUGUCACCUGAAGGCCACUUUGGUAGCUGAAUAGUCUGUGAGGAUAACUUCAUCUUUACACUUUGUGUCCCUGUUUUAUGCUUAGUCCCAUACUAAACACGCUUACCUAAGAACAGCUGGCAUUAGCUCAAUUACUGAAAAUUGAA